AUGCCGGACACAAUCAUGUCCAAGGAGCCCAGUUCCAACCUGGAGAGUGCCAUGCAGAUGCUCAUAAAGACCUUCCACAAAUACUCAGGGAAGGAGGGCGACAAGUACACGCUGAGCAGGGGUGAGCUGAAGGAGCUGCUACUAGAGGAGCUGGGCAGUUACUUAGGGAGCUCCAAAGAUAAUGAAGCAGUUGAGAAGGUGAUGAACGACUUGGACGCCAACAAUGACGGGGAGGUGGACUUCACCGAGUUCAUCAUCCUGAUGGGCGCCCUCACGGUCGCCUGCAACGACUUCUUCCUGGAGUACAAAACAGAUGACAAACCAAAAGACGGAAGCAAAGGCGAGUCGGCGGAGAAGAAAGAUUGA
This is a messenger RNA of Seriola dumerili (greater amberjack), 366 nucleotides long. RefSeq names its product protein S100-A1-like (gene s100s). Gene Ontology annotation, molecular function: calcium ion binding. The transcript has 3 exons. The record is from RefSeq and is a predicted model, not a curated record. NCBI's taxonomy places the organism in Eukaryota, Metazoa, Chordata, Actinopteri, Carangiformes, Carangidae. Bases 1 to 366 code for a protein of 121 amino acids.